This is a messenger RNA of Ostrinia nubilalis (European corn borer), 464 nucleotides long. Its product is annotated as cuticle protein 7-like. Lineage: Eukaryota; Metazoa; Arthropoda; Insecta; Lepidoptera; Crambidae. The record is from RefSeq and is a predicted model, not a curated record. The coding region runs from base 69 to 386 and encodes 105 amino acids. Gene Ontology annotation, cellular component: extracellular matrix. The transcript has 4 exons.
UUCGAACAUUGAAGUGGUCAAUAAUCAAUUAAGAAUUACUUUAGAGACCAUUUUUAAACUCUGCCACAAUGCUUUUCAAGAUCUUCCUUGCCGCAUCUCUCGCUGUCGCGAUGGCGCGCCCACAAGAAGGCCACGGCCACGAACACGAGCACGGACACGACCACCACGUUGGCCAUUAUACGCAUCCCAAGUACACAUACGAGUACAAAGUGGUGGACCCUCACACGGGAGACAGCAAGUUCCAGCACGAGACCCGCGACGGAGACACCGUGAGUGGCGUCUACUACCUCCACGACGCCGACGGCAAAACUCGUAUCGUUGAGUACACCGCCGACCCUCACAAUGGAUUCAACGCCGUGGUCAAACGCGAAGAAGAUCACCACUAGCCUAGUAUUAGAACUAUUGAAUUGUGAUUAAAAUUAAGUAUUUGUUAAGUUUGUAAAUAUACUAGUACCUAGCUAAUA